AUGAUAAAGGACAAUGAGAUAAUAACAAAGAAUGAUAAACUAAAUUCUCAUCUUAAUUACUAAUAAACUAAGUUUAAAAUUCCAGAAUAAUAAAAUCUCAAAUAUAAUUCUUCAUUUCCUUAAGAACCAACCAAUUAUAAUAUAUAUGAAAGUAAUAUUUCUUCAAUUUAUAUUAUUAAGGUGAAAGAACUGAUCAUUAUACAAUAUUUUAAAAAGUUGGGUAUUCAGUUUCUCAAGAUCUUAAAUAAUAAGAAUAACAGAGGAUUAUAAAGGAAAGUCUUGUUUCAACUGAAAUUUAAUCUGUGUAAAAAUUGACUAGUCGCUAAUCUCAGUAAUUCUCGUUCAUUCCAAGAGGUUAGAGUAUAGAAUUUAUCAAUAACAAUGAUAAAUUAAUAAAUAAACCUGAAAGUCCAUAUAAUUCUCAGAAUAUUAGAAAUAUAUAUCACAAUUAUGAGAAAUCCUCUGAAUAUAAAAAUGAAAAUUUAUUAAAUGACCAUACAUCUAAUCCAUUUAAUAGUAUAAGUUUAUCAAACAAGACAAUUUCAAAGAAAUAUAAUCCAAUAUUGUUUAUAGAUAAAUUCAAACAAAUAAGAAGAUGUUUUUAGAUGAUUAGAGCUCUUUUUAGAUUGAAAACGUUAUACAAGUAAUAUUUAUUAUUUAAGAAUAAGUUUGAAAAAAUCAACAUGGAAUUUGUAGAUGAAUAUAUUUAGAAGUAAUUAAAAGAUUUUAAAAUAUAAUGAAAGCAUUACACUUAUAAAAAUAAAAUAAUGGACAUAAAUGGUAUUUGCCAAGAUGAUUUCAAUUAUUCAGUAUUAAAAUUUAGAAAAACAAAAAUUGAAUUUUAUUGUAAAUAUUUUAAUUAAUGAAAUUUAAAGGAAAAUCCAGAAAUAAUGACAUCUGUUGAAAUUGAUUAAGCAAUUAUUUUUAUUCAAAAUAACUUUACAUUCUCAAUGUCCAAUCUUUUAAUGAUGACAACAGGUGAAAAUCUAUUAAAAGAAUUGAGUUUACAAAUGUACUAGGAUUAAUACUUAGAAUAUAGAAAAUAAUUCAGUAAAUUUGUUAGUUUAAGAACAAAUUACAUAAGUUAUUAUUAUUAGAAAUUGAAUUAAUAAGAAAAAUAAUUAGUAUUCACUGAAUGCAUAAUAAUUCAUAAUUUAAUACCCAAUUUAAUAAAAUUAACAUAUAGUUUGGAAUCAUUAAAAUGUAAUAUAUCAAAUAUAAAAUUUUUGAUUAAAUGUAUGAUUUCACUCUUUUAAUAUUUCUUUUUAUAAUAGUUUUCUAAUUAUCCAANCAAUAUUUUAAAAAGUUGGGUAUUCAGUUUCUCAAGAUCUUAAAUAAUAAGAAUAACAGAGGAUUAUAAAGGAAAGUCUUGUUUCAACUGA
Messenger RNA from Paramecium pentaurelia, 1382 nucleotides. NCBI's taxonomy places the organism in Eukaryota, Ciliophora, Oligohymenophorea, Peniculida, Parameciidae. The record is from the annotation of a GenBank genome assembly.